CAAGGUGAACAAAGGAGGAGAAGUCAUCAAAUGUCAUUAAACGUGGUACUGAUGGUAGUUGGAGCCAAAAAUCACGUUUUGUGUAAAAUCAUCGUUUUAUUGAAAUAAAUAUAAAUUUUAUGAAUGAACAACAUUCACACAGUUAAGACGCUGAGAACGUCUUAGUGCCCCUGAGUAGCUCCAUUUAUUAUUAUUAUUACUAUUAGUAGUAGUAGUAAUAGUACUACAGGAUGAAGUACUGUUUGCAGUAGCUGUACUGUGUUCUGCAGGAGUGAACCGACACUUCCACAUGAUCUGCAUCAGAGAUAAGUUCAGUCAGAACAUCGGUCGGCAGGUUUCCUCUUCUGUCAUCUGGGACCAUCUGGGAACCAUGUACGACAUGCAGGCCUUGCACGAGUCGGAGAUUCUUCCGUUUCCAAACUCAGAGAAAAGCUUCAGUCUGCCGGAUGACAUCAUCCAGGACGUCAAAGAAGGGAAGUUGGGCUCAGAGGAGGAGACCAAAGAGGAGUUCAGGAUGGAGAGAGAACCUCCAGCGACACAUGAAGAAGGCAGCAACUCGUCCGUGAAAAUGUCUGAACGAAGCAGCAGCAGCCGAGAAAAAGAGCGAGAACGAGACAAAGAAAAAGGCAGCAGCGAUGGAGGAGGGAAGGAGGCGGAGAAGAGGAAGAGGAGCAGAGCCGCCGACAAGCUGCUGUCCUCCUCCAACCCUGCUAGUCCAGGAGGAGCCAAGAGGAGGCGCACCUAAGGGGGAGGAGCCAAGAGGAGGGAACACUUGAGGGGGAGGGUUUAAGGGAUGGUGUUGUGCUCUGCCACCCUACAGCAGCAGAGGAUUAUGGGUGUUGUAGUGUUUGACUCCACCUGCAGGAUUCAGUAAUACAAAACACAGAAACUCUCUGAUUCGUUUUAUUUCAAUUUCAAUUCAGUUUUAUUUGUAUAGCGCAUAUUUACA
Stegastes partitus (bicolor damselfish) is the source of this 949-nucleotide messenger RNA. RefSeq names its product MRG/MORF4L binding protein (gene mrgbp). Bases 290 to 745 code for a protein of 151 amino acids. The transcript is spliced from 4 exons. Gene Ontology annotation, biological process: regulation of transcription by RNA polymerase II. Gene Ontology annotation, cellular component: nucleus; NuA4 histone acetyltransferase complex. The record is from RefSeq and is a predicted model, not a curated record. NCBI's taxonomy places the organism in Eukaryota, Metazoa, Chordata, Actinopteri, Pomacentridae.